CCUGUCAGGGAAGCGGCGCGCGCGGGCGGCAGGCGGGUUGGGACUCCGCAGCACAGUGCCAGCGCCAGCUCCAGAGCAGCCCGCGCCCGGCGCUCUCCCGCCCGGCGCCUGUUUUCGGGUCGCGAUCCCGCACUCCCGCCUUGCCCGUACGCUGCCCAAGUAUGGAGUUGCUGUGCUGUGAGGGCACCCGGCACGCGCCCCGGGCCGGGCCGGACCCGCGGCUGCUGGGGGACCAGCGUGUCCUGCAGAGCUUGCUCCGCCUGGAGGAGCGCUACGUGCCCCGCGCCUCCUACUUCCAGUGCGUGCAAAAGGAGAUCAAACCGCACAUGCGGAAGAUGCUGGCGUACUGGAUGCUGGAGGUGUGUGAGGAACAGCGCUGUGAGGAGGAAGUCUUCCCCCUGGCCAUGAACUACCUGGAUCGCUACCUGUCUUGUGUCCCCACCCGAAAGGCGCAGUUGCAGCUCCUGGGUGCGGUCUGCAUGCUGCUGGCGUCCAAGUUGCGGGAAACCACGCCCCUGACUAUCGAAAAACUCUGCAUCUACACCGACCAUGCUGUCUCUCCCCACCAGAUGCGGGAGUGGGAGGUGCUGGUCUUGGGAAAACUCAAGUGGGACCUGGCUGCUGUGAUUGCACAUGAUUUUCUGGCCCUGAUUCUGUACCGGCUCUCUCUGCCCAGUGACCGACAGGCCUUGGUCAAAAAGCACGCCCAGACCUUUUUGGCCCUCUGUGCUACAGAUUAUACCUUUGCCAUGUAUCCGCCGUCUAUGAUCGCGACAGGCAGCAUCGGGGCUGCAGUGCAAGGCCUGGGCGCGUGCUCCACAUCCGGAGAUGAGCUCACAGAGCUGCUGGCAGGGAUCACAGGCACCGAAGUGGACUGCCUGCGGGCCUGUCAGGAGCAGAUUGAAGCUGCGCUCAGGGAGAGUCUGAGGGAAGCUGCCCAGACCACCCCCAGUCCAGCGCCCAAAGCCCCCAGGGGCUCCAGCAGCCAGGGGCCCAGCCAGACCAGCACACCCACAGAUGUCACAGCCAUCCACCUGUAGCCCCGGACAGGCCCCAUCAAGUGGCCACUAAGCAGAGGAGGGGCUGCUGCAACCCUUUCCUGCCUCUAGGAACAAUCCAGGCCAUUCAAGAAACCUGAGGGGGCUCCUUCCCCUCACAAAACCCAAGGGGCCAGCUCCUGCCUAUCCCUGCAGUGUGCACUAAGGGGCCUGGCCAGCUGUUGUUGGUGUCUGCCUGGCUAGUCACCAGCUCCUCCUCCUCCCUGCGUCUGACCAGCCCAGCUCCCUCCUGGACUCUAGCUGUGUCAGAUGAAUUGAAACAGGUAAAGAUCUCUGCACCAGCAUUCCUUUUAGAGGCCCUUUUCUCCCUGGGGCACUCAUGUUCUCAACUGCCAAAAUGCCCUCUAAGUGUUGCCCCUUCUAGGGUUAUUGCAUUUGGAUUGGGAUCUUUCAGACACACUGAUAGACAUGUGAGGGGAUGUCAUCUCCAAUGGCUCUUCUCAGCACAUUUUGGAGGUCCCAUAUAAUCCAUGCUCCCAGCUGCUCCUGGAGGGAAGGGCCCAGGCCUCGGUCAGGGGCAAGAACCCACAAAUUCCUCCUUGCUUUGCUUUCCACUCAGCUUCUGUGUGAUUGAGGGGUUUGGUGCUGAAGGAAAAAGUUUUAAUUUAUUAAUUGCUUUGAGUACAACUGUAAGAGGGCGCAGUGGUGCCUGUCUACCCCACAAGUGGUGGUAACCCUGGUGGUUGCUGUUUUAUUCCCCUCUGCUACUGGCUAAAAGGAUUUUUGUGGCCCGGGAGCUGCUAUAGCCUGGGGUGGGAUCAUGCCCUCCUCUCCCUUUGGCCCUGUGCCCCGUCCUCCAGCAGGGAAAUGCUGGAGGUGGCUGAGUCCCCAUCUGGAGAGGGAGGCAAGCCCUGUCGACACAGGUCUUUCCUAAGGCCACAAGGUUUAGAUUGGUGGCCCAGGGCCAUCAUGCUGCCUUAAUAAAGAAUCUGGAAUAAACUGGU
Sciurus carolinensis (gray squirrel) is the source of this 2002-nucleotide messenger RNA. RefSeq names its product cyclin D3 (gene Ccnd3). The record is from RefSeq and is a predicted model, not a curated record. Lineage: Eukaryota; Metazoa; Chordata; Mammalia; Rodentia; Sciuridae. Gene Ontology annotation, biological process: regulation of cyclin-dependent protein serine/threonine kinase activity; positive regulation of G1/S transition of mitotic cell cycle; mitotic cell cycle phase transition. Bases 162 to 1040 code for a protein of 292 amino acids. The transcript has 5 exons. Gene Ontology annotation, cellular component: nucleus; cyclin-dependent protein kinase holoenzyme complex; cytoplasm. Gene Ontology annotation, molecular function: cyclin-dependent protein serine/threonine kinase regulator activity.